Molecule: messenger RNA, 2349 nt
Organism: Spodoptera litura
Lineage: Eukaryota; Metazoa; Arthropoda; Insecta; Lepidoptera; Noctuidae
Gene: Polr3C
Product: RNA polymerase III subunit C
Biological process (GO): DNA-templated transcription
Cellular component (GO): RNA polymerase III complex
Molecular function (GO): single-stranded DNA binding
Source: RefSeq, a predicted model, not a curated record
UAGACAGCUGUCUACGUUGAAGGUAUAAUCUGUGAAAUGUAAAGGUUGUAAACAAAGAGCACAACAUAACCUCUAUUUUCGUCGAAUCUUGUGGUCUAUUUUGAAGUUGAAAUAUUAUAAAACAUGAUUUUAAAUUAAUACCCUUAAGUUGUUUCCUUACUGUGAAGCUACCGAUUAAUUUACUGUACACUGUUACUUCAUUUUUGAUAGAAAAAUGUCGCGUCAGAUGGGAAGAGUUGUUUCAUCAAUUUUGGAAAGACAUUUUGGUGAAAUUGUGCAGAAAGUGGGUGAUGACUUAUUUAGUUAUGGCGGUAGGCCCAUCGGCAUGCUUGUGAGGCAUACAGGACUUCCUCGAAACCAGGUGGUAGACAGUCUUCGCACACUACUCAAGUUUGACUUGGCAACAUUUGAACCAUACAAUGAUGUGGUUGUAGACUACAAGCUGCUACCUGAAAAUGUUCUCUUAAUGAUUCGAUACCCCAGAUACCUGUUACAAAUGAAGAGCAAGUAUGGGAGUGAGGCGGAGAUGCUGGUUGAGGAGCUGCUGCAGCAAGCCACCUGCACAGCCACUACUCUACUCUUCAAUAUAGCUACAAAGUUCAAGGAUGAUAAGGAAAAAAACAUAACAAUAUUAGGUCUAAAGGAUAUGUUCAUAAGUUUGGUGACUGCGGGCUACAUUCAGCAAGCGCCAGUAGCUGAGCUGAAGGAAGGUAGUGAGAUCCCCACUCUGAUACCUGUCGCCACCAUCGUACCAGAUCUGGACAGCAGAGCUUUGUUACAAGCCAUGAAUAAUGGGCACAUUAAUGAUAUUAAAGAUAAUAUUUAUUGGAGAGUGAACUAUGACAGAUUCCACCUUGACUUCAGGGACGAGAUCAUGAUCAAAGCUAUCACAAGGAGAAUCGAUGAAAAUGCCGGAGAAUUGAUGAGAUUUUUACUAGAGAAGAUGUACCUAACGUCAGCUCCGUGGGCGCCGGAGUCGAGUCCUCUAUGCGCCGUGGAGCUCCGCGAGAGGUGCAGGAGCGCCGCCACUGACAAACCACUGCUGCACCAGUUCGUGGACCAGUAUCUUAAAGUAUUAGAGGAGAAUGGCGCCGGGUUCGUCCGCCGCGUGGGCGACGCGGGCAGCGGCCAGUUCGCGGUGCGCGCGCGACACGCCGCGCUGCAGCUCGUGCUGGCCGCGCUCGAGCACUGCGUCACCGAGAGACUCGGCUCCAAGGCCGCGCGGAUAUUUAGGUUAAUAUACACUAAGAAGUACAUAGAAGAGGAUGACAUACAGAAGAAUGCUAUGUUGGUGAACAAGGAAUGCAAGCAGCUCACAUACAAACUGAUGGAGGAACACUUCAUUAGUGUACAGCCAAUGAGAAAACCAGCUUCAGCAGGCGGUCUGGCGAAAGCGAUAUAUUUAUACCAUGUCAAAUUACAUACUGUGGCGUAUACAGGCUUGGAGAUGUGUUACCGUUCCCUGCACAACGUACUUCGUCGCGCCGCCCACGAGCGCAGUGCGCAUGCGCGGCUGGUGGACAAGCAGCGCCGCGUGCGCACCAUAGUGCACGGCAUGCGACUGCGCGGGGAGCCGCAGCGGAAUAUUGAUGAUGUGGAAGAAACUUUAACACCCCCUGAGCAGGCCGUACUACAGGGUGUUGAAAAGAGGUUAAAACAGCUGAGCACAGCGGAAUUAGAGUUAGAUAGAAAUCUCUUUAUAUUCAAAUGGUAUUUUAUGUAUCCAUACGUUGAAUAAUUUUAUAGUUAUCUCAGCCAAAGACUGCUAAAUAUAUCAAUCAAUUCAUAAAUUAUAAUGGCUGCUUAAUGUCUUGACGAUUGCUUUUUGUUUUGAAGAAGGAAGACUAAACUUAUUAAAAGUGGUUUAUUUCUGUUUUAUGAUUUUUGUAUUUUUCUUUGGUUAAUGUGAUUUGCUUGGUAUUCUAGGAAUUUAAAAUCUGUGGCCCUAGUGAAAAGUGAUAUAAGUCCAAUUUAGUCCAAAAUGAGUUGAUUAUACAAAAAUGAUCAGAAGAAAAGCUUAAUUAUUCAAGCUGUAUAUCCAUUAUAAAUAUGUAUUUUUAAUAAGUAGUAGGGUCAAUCACGAACAAAUGGGCAGAGAGCGUUUUCUGUCUCCUAUAAAGAUGCAUUUUUGGAUUUAGAUCCUUUUUCACGAAGGCCGCGGAAAUAUUCACAUGAAAUAAGUUACAGUAUCCUUUUUCAUAAAGUUAUUUUUUCAAUUGUGACUUUUUCCAACCCAAUUCUCAGAAGUCUUCCAGUGAGCUUGUAGGUAUGACUUGAAAUAUUUAAAAAAUUGUACAUACAUAAUUAUAAUAAUGAAUUAGUUGUAAGGGAAAUGAAUAAAAAAUAGUC